AUGAGAGCGACCUCCACCAUGGUGUGGGUGCGGAUAAUAGAUGAGAAUGACAAUGCCCCUGUCUUCGCUGCGAGGGAGUACGUGACUGUUCUCACUGAGGGUCCAAACACUGUAGGGUCCACCAUUGCCACUGUUACAGCCACUGACCCUGAUGAGGGACUCAACGGCACUCUGCGCUAUGCCAUCACCCUCGGCAACCUGGCUGAAACAUUCAGCAUUGGUUCUACUACGGGCCGGAUAGUGGUGAUGAAGGAGUUGGACUUUGAGAUUAGCAGUGGACGCUACACACUGGUCAUCACUGCUACUGACCAAUGCCCAAUACCACAACUCAGACUGACAUCUAGUGCCACUGUGCUGGUGAACGUGAUAGAUGUGAAUGAUGUGACCCCGCAGUUCCCCCGGCCCUUUGAGGGUCCGUUUGAGAUCACUGAGGGUCAGCCUGGACCCCGGGUCAGCACCGUUAAAGCUAGUGAUGAGGACUCGGGCCUCAAUGGAAAAGUGGAGUACAGCAUCACAGCUGGAGAUCCAAACAAUGAGUUCAUUGUGUCUCCUGUGGAGGGGGAGCUGAGAGUGAGAAGAGAUGUUGAACUGGAUAGAGAGACUACGGCCUAUUACAACAUCACCAUCACUGCUAGAGACCUGGGAACACCAUCACGGAGCAGCACGGUGAUGGUGGGGGUUCAGGUGUUGGACAUUAACGAUAACGACCCUGUGCUUCUCAACUUGCCCUUGAACACCAGUGUAAGUGAGGGAGCAUCUGUACACACGUCCAUCGCCCGCGUCCAAGCGCAGGACGCAGACAGCGGCCGUAAUGCUCUCCUCACCUACAACAUCACAGCAGGCAACCCGGACGGAGCCUUCUACAUCAACGAAACUGUGAGAGGGGAGGGAGGGAGGUUUCAUUCGGCUUAG
Messenger RNA from Colossoma macropomum (tambaqui), 912 nucleotides. Its product is annotated as cadherin-23-like. Bases 1 to 912 code for a protein of 303 amino acids. Gene Ontology annotation, molecular function: cadherin binding; calcium ion binding. Lineage: Eukaryota; Metazoa; Chordata; Actinopteri; Characiformes; Serrasalmidae. The transcript is spliced from 6 exons. The record is from RefSeq and is a predicted model, not a curated record. Gene Ontology annotation, cellular component: plasma membrane; catenin complex. Gene Ontology annotation, biological process: homophilic cell-cell adhesion.